CGUUUACUUUGAGUUAAUGAUUAUCAUAGAUUCUGCAUAUUUUUUUUCUUUACUGCUCUGUUUUAUUACAUUACCAGUCUGACCUCAACUAUCAUGCGCAUCCUAAUUGUGAUCUCAGGUCUCUGUCUCGCCUUUGGCAGUCUGGUCUCAUCCUCCAGACUUGUGUGUUACUUCACAAACUGGUCCCAAUACAGACCUGGCAAUGGGAGGUUUAUGCCUUCAAAUAUUGAUCCAAACCUUUGUACGCACCUAAUCUAUGCCUUUUCUGGUAUUAAUGAGGCAAAUGAAUUGGUGACCACAGAAUGGAAUGAUGAGGAACUCUAUAGAUCCUUUAAUGGACUCAAACAAAGGAAUCCAAAUCUUAAAACCCUGCUGGGAGUUGGAGGUUGGAACUUCGGAACACAAAAGUUCACUACUAUGGUGUCAACACAAGCCAACAGAAAUACAUUUAUACAAUCUUCUAUCAAACUACUGAGAAAAUUUGGAUUUGAUGGACUAGACAUAGACUGGCAAUACCCUGCAGCAAGAGGAAGCCCUCUGGAGGACAAGCAGAGAUUCACAGUGUUAUGCAAGGAGCUACUACAGGCCUUUGAGGCAGAGGGAACAUCAACAGGACGGCCCAGGUUAAUGAUUUCUGCUGCCGUGUCUGCUGGUAAAGGAACCAUUGAUGCCGGUUAUGAAGUCUCAGAGAUAUCAAAGUAUGUCGAUUUUAUUAAUGUGAUGACAUAUGACUUUCAUGGUACCUGGGAGCGUGUCACAGGACAUAACAGCCCCUUAUACAAAGGAUCCCAAGAUAUUGGGGACCAUGUUUACUUAAAUACUGAUUUUGCUAUGAGGUACUGGGCGGAAAAGGGAACACCUGUACAAAAGUUAAAUAUGGGCUUUGCUACAUACGGACGCACGUUUCGUCUUUCUACUCAAUCCAGUCAAGUUGGAGCGCCUGCCAGCAGCCCUGCUGCUGCUGGCACAUUUACAAGGGAGUCCGGCAUCUGGUCUUAUUAUGAGAUUUGCACCUUUCUUCAAGGGGCCAGUGUCCACUUGAUUGAGGAUCAGAAAGUCCCAUAUGCCACCAAACAAAACGAGUGGGUUGGAUAUGACAAUAUAGAAAGUUUUAUGACUAAGGUCCGUUACCUAAAAAACAACACUUUUGGAGGAGCCUUUGUCUGGGCUCUGGAUCUAGACGACUUUAAUGGACAGUUCUGUGGACAGGGACGAUACCCCCUCAUCAGUUCUCUUCGCUCUCUUUUGUUUCCAGUCUCAUCCUCCAGACUUGUGUGUUACUUCACAAACUGGUCCCAAUACAGACCUGGUAAUGGGAGGUUUAUGCCUUCAAAUAUUGAUCCAAACCUUUGUACGCACCUAAUCUAUGCCUUUUCUGGUAUUAAUGAGGCAAAUGAAUUGGUGACCAUAGAAUGGAAUGAUGAGGAACUCUAUAGAUCCUUUAAUGGACUCAAACAAAGGAAUCCAAAUCUUAAAACCCUGCUGGCAGUUGGAGGUUGGAAUUUUGGAACACAAAAGUUCACUACUAUGGUGUCAACACAAGCCAACAGAAAUACAUUUAUACAAUCUUCUAUCAAACUACUGAGAAAAUCUGAUUUUGAUGGACUAGACUUAGACUGGGAAUACCCUGCAGCAAGAGGAAGCCCUCUGGAGGACAAGCAGAGAUUCACAGUGUUAUGCAAGGAGCUACUACAGGCCUUUGAGGCAGAGGGAACAUCAACAGGACGGCCCAGGUUAAUGAUUUCUGCUGCCGUGUCUGCUGUUAAAGGAACCAUUGAUGCCGGUUAUGAAGUCUCAGCGAUAUCAAAGUAUGUCGAUUUUAUUAAUGUGAUGACAUAUGACUUUCAUGGUACCUGGGAGCGUGUCACAGGACAUAACAGCCCCUUAUACAAAGGAUCCCAAGAUAUUGGGGACCAUGUUUACUUAAAUACUGAUUUUGCUAUGAGGUACUGGGCGGAAAAGGGAACACCUGUACAAAAGUUAAAUAUGGGCUUUGCUACAUACGGACGCACGUUUCGUCUUUCUACUCAAUCCAGUCAAGUUGGAGCCCCUGUCAGCAGCCCUGCUGCUGCUGGCACAUUUACAAGGGAGUCCGGCGUCUGGUCUUAUUAUGAGAUUUGCACCUUUCUUCAAGGGGCCAGUGCCCACUUGACUGAGGAUCAGAAGGUCCCAUAUGCCACCAAACAAAACGAGUGGGUUGGAUAUGACAAUAUAGAAAGUUUUAUGACUAAGGUCCGUUACCUAAAAAACAACACUUUUGGAGGAGCCUUUGUCUGGGCUCUGGAUCUAGACGACUUUAAUGGACAGUUCUGUGGACAGGGACGAUACCCCCUCAUCAGUUCUCUUCGCUCUCUUUUGUUUCCAGAUCUUCCUCCACUUCCAACUGCUCACACCAACCUGAAUCAGGAGACAUCAACAAAUAAGGAUCGCAUUUUGCCUCAUCCCAGACCAUCAAUCGCUACUACAACCACUGACAACUUCUGUGCUACAAAAAUUGGUGGGCUCUAUGCCAAACCUGAUGCUCCAGGUUCUUUUUACAACUGUGCCAAUGGCAUCACGUGGAUCCAAAACUGCCCAGCUAAUUUAGUCUUUCGAGAAAGUUGUAAGUGCUGUGACUGGCCCUAGAGACUCUGGACUAUUUGUUCAGAGUUUGGGGUUUCCGCUUGUUUUUAUUACCAUAUGGGUCACUAUAAUGUUAUGUCACAUUUGGACAGUUUAACUUUGAAGGUCAUUAUGUUCCAUCUGUCGAAGGUAAUAUGCAAUUUUGUGCAAAACCA
Messenger RNA from Oreochromis niloticus (Nile tilapia), 2777 nucleotides. Its product is annotated as chitotriosidase-1. The coding region runs from base 94 to 2625 and encodes 843 amino acids. Gene Ontology annotation, cellular component: extracellular region. The record is from RefSeq and is a predicted model, not a curated record. NCBI's taxonomy places the organism in Eukaryota, Metazoa, Chordata, Actinopteri, Cichliformes, Cichlidae. Gene Ontology annotation, biological process: carbohydrate metabolic process. The transcript has 19 exons. Gene Ontology annotation, molecular function: hydrolase activity, hydrolyzing O-glycosyl compounds; chitin binding.